This is a messenger RNA of Coturnix japonica (Japanese quail), 3581 nucleotides long. The record is from RefSeq and is a predicted model, not a curated record. NCBI's taxonomy places the organism in Eukaryota, Metazoa, Chordata, Aves, Galliformes, Phasianidae.
AUGGCCGGCCCCACCCGCACCUGGGCGGCCUCAUCCCGCGGAGAGCCGGGCGGGGAAGCGGGGCCGCCCGUGCGUGCUUGGGAACGCCGCUGCGAGACGUUUGUGUCCCCAUCCCGGGCUCCAUCGUGGAGCGGCACACUUGGCUCCGCCGUGGAUGGAAGAAGCGGCACCAAAGUGGCCAUCAAGAAGCUGUGCCGUCCAUUCCAGUCAGAGAUCUUUGCCAAGAGAGCAUACAGAGAGCUCAUGCUCUUGAAGCAAAUGCAGCACGAGAACGUCAUUGGAAUAUUGGAUGUGUUCACACCAGAUGUCACACUGGAGAAAUUUAAUGGCUUCUACCUGGUCAUGCCAUUUAUGGGAACAGACUUAAGUAAGAUAAUGAAGCAUGAGAAACUCACUGAAGACCGAAUCCAGUUCUUGGUAUAUCAGAUAUUAAAAGGCUUGAAGUAUAUUCACUCGUCUGGCAUAAUUCACAGGGAUCUAAAGCCUGGAAACCUGGCAGUAAAUGAAGACUGUGAAUUAAAGAUCCUGGAUUUUGGAUUGGCCAGGCAUACAGACAGCGAGAUGACAGGUUACGUGGUUACAAGGUGGUACAGAGCCCCAGAGGUCAUCCUUAAUUGGAUGCAUUACACGCAAACAGUUGACAUCUGGUCUGUGGGCUGUAUAAUGGCUGAAAUGAUAACGGGGAGGCCUCUGUUCAGGGGAAAGGACCAUCUGGACCAGCUCACAGAAAUCAUGAAAGUAACGGGUACUCCAAGUCAAGAUUUUGUGCAAAAACUGAAGAGUCAGGAGGCAAAAAACUACAUCAAAAGCCUUCCAAAAGUCCAGAAAAAGGAUUUUGCAUCCGUCUUGAAGCAUGCGAGUCCUUUGGCUGUGAAUCUUUUGGAGAACAUGCUGGUGCUGGAUGCGGAGGAGCGAGUCACGGCAGCUGAGGCUUUGAUGCAUCCUUACUUUGAAGCAAUUCAUGAUCCUGAGGAAGAAAUUGAGGCUGAGAAAUAUGAUGACACAUUUGAUAACAUGGAUCUACCCCUGGAUGAGUGGAAGCGUAUUACAUAUAAAGAGAUACUGAACUUCAAGCCACCACAAACAUCAGAGUCAAAGGAGACAGCAGUGUAAUUGUAUGGCUCGGUCCUUUCAGAACUCAGAAGAAAGCAGGAAAGCUGUAAAUGUUUGUGAUAUUUCAGGUGUAUUAAUUUUUUAUAAAUAAACUGGAUGUAAUUUCAUCUGCACCGUAAGAAGGAGCAGUGUCUUUUACCGUGCAUGUGGAGAUGUGGUGCCUCUGGAAGCAGCACCUCAGAACUGCCCAGAAGCUUAUUUCUGCUCACAUCUUCUCCCCUCUGCACAAAAGGAUUCAGGCUCUGGCAACCCUUGAAAGAGCAGGUGGGACCAAUUCUUUGAAUCAGAAAUCAGAUGAGAGUACAAGUUACCACUGCAAACAAGCUGAGACACAGCAUACAUCAGUGAUGUACAGUAUCUGCUCUCUGCUCACCGGUGCUGUUGAACCAUCUUGAAUUUAAGAGGUAUUGAAAGGACUUCCUCUGGAAUGUUUCACCUUGAUGAGAUGUCUAGAGAGGCUGAUAAGCUUCUGUGACCACAGCUAGUCAGGAGCAGACAAUACAGCCUGAAUGGAUGCAUUUCUUUUCGCCUUCAUGAGGGCAGAAGAGCCUGAGCUCCAUCCAGGUCUGAAAAAUGUAUGCAAGAGGCAAGAAGCAGGCAAGAGAGUCCUAGAGAUUGUUAAAGUUACCAGCGCACUGCAAUGAGAUUUCCUGAGUGCACUAGGUGAGCAAUCACUAGGUAAACAAUCGCUUCCUAGAGUCACAAUGUUUUUAUCUCAGUACAGUGCAGUCUCUUUGUAACAGAGUAUAGGUGUACAGGGGGAAUCAUUUUAAGACUGUCUGAAACUGUAUAAGCUUUCUAGCAUCUUAUUUCUGAAAUAACCAUUGAAAAUAUACAUGUUCUCAAAGGACAUACUGAUUAGAUAACCAGCAGCACUGAUUUAGAAAUAGGCUCUUGGACGGAGGUGUCACCAGGUGCAGAAUCACAACCAUUGUUUUUUGGAGCCUUCUGGAGUCAUCUUACUUUGGGGGGAACCUUCCAACCUUCCACUGGGAGGAGCCUUACCAGAAGGAGUCAGAUUCCUGAUGAGCUACAGUGGGAUGUGAGAUGCUUUGUGUGCUCCUCUUAUUAUCUGGGUUCAUUCAUUGUGUUCUCCUUGGUGCUUAGUUCAUCAUAGAAUCAUAGAGUGAAUUGUAGAGUGGCCUGAGGUUGAAAAGGACCUCAAAGAUCAUCUAGUUUCAACCCCCUUACUGUGGACAGGGUUACCGGCCACUACCCCAGACAGUUCAUAACCAAAUCCAGCCUGGAUGAUUAUUAACCCCUUAGACAGGUGAAGGGUUCCUUCUGGGAGCACUUCUUUUUGUUAGAGGUAGUUUUGAAAGUUGACUGUUUGGGUGUGGAUUAUUCCCAAAGUGAUCUGCUGUCAUUUGUUGCCACUGAGUGCAGUGGUUGUGAAGGAAGACAUUUGGUACUAGCAGGUAAUAGCUGUAAAAGAACUAAGAAAUUACAUGUGGUCAGUGCGUUGGCUUUUGCUUUCAUACCCAAUUUAAAGCAGAUCUUUAAUCAAGGCACAGUUGUUCUGUUUCUUUCCGUGAAUGUUUAACUUAGACUCCAGGAAAUAGUGCCAUUUGUUUAAAAAUUAUUCAUGAUGAGCAUUGAUUAGUGGAGACAGACACCUAGAGAGCAAAUGGUAACAAACAUGCAAUUGUUGAUGUGUUUGACAAGACAUUAACAGGCUUGGUUUCAGGAAUACAUGAAAAUAAGCAGCACAUUUAAUUUGAAGUAAAACAUUCUUCCACUGUAGAUGUCACUUUCCCCAUUUCGUACUAUUGACUUUCUGCUUGGACUACGCUUUUAUGUGAAACAGGAACUUUAUUUUGCACUUACUGAGUGUUUUUUAGGGUCGUGCCCUGUCAUCCUCUUACAGAUCAUGGGAGAAAAAUGCCUAUUGGAGAUGGUGGGUUUUGAUAGCUUAGCUCAUUGCAAAUGUUGAGUGGCUGAGGUGAAUUUGCCUCUUACAGUACUAGAGAAACCACAAGCUCCUGUAGACAUAAGGUGCUGGUGUUUGGUUUUUCUGCAUUUGGGGAUUCCAGAACUCUUACAGUAACUGAAGAGCAGCCCUUGAUGUGUGUGCCAGGAGAGACAGAAGAACUGCUGCGCCGUCUGUCAGUAAACACUGUGUGAGGUAAAUAACAAACAUGAAAAGUUUGUUGCAUCUUGGCACGAUGUUUCUGUGAAGAGAAUGGGAUCUGAAGAAGCUGCUCAAAAAAGCAAUAGGAAUUUUUAGUAUAAAUCGCUCAUUAAAAGAAAUGUGAGGUGAAAGCAGAAAUAUUUUGCAUGAGAGGCAGCUGCUGUUUCAAAGGCAGCAACAUUUCCCAGGCUUUUAUUUGCUAUUUCUACUGGUGCUUAGCAACUCAGGAAUAAGAACCCAAUUUCUGUUUGCCUUAAGGACAAAUGUAAAUCUGUUCUGCAUGUACUUGAAAUGUAUUGUGAAAAAUAAAGGUUGGGUUUUUGGGUUUUUUUACACA